AUGAACGCAACGACGCCUCUAUAUCAAGGAUAUAAACGUUUUCAGAUGACGUCGUCGGCUUACUUGCUGGCACCUAGAAAAGACGUUAGUCACGUUAAAAUGACAGGCAACGUGAGGUGUUACGUCCGCGUAGCGGCCUAUAUGAAAACUGAGGCUAACAGACUUACGUAUCGUAACGUAACGCAGCUGAAGAUAAGAGCAGAAUUAUCGUCAGGCGUACGGGAUCACUUAGAUACGCAAGAACAAACGGAAGGACGUAAAGCUGGUAUACCAGUACGCGUACCAUCAUCCGUUCGGGGAAGUCCAAAAACGAUGCAAGAAAGAUAUCAAGCGGCACGGUCUCGGGUAAGAAAGUUUGAGAAACCAGACCGCUUUUUAACAAUGACCGGCACGCCACAGUCUCCGUCACGUAAGGAAACGUUUGUGGGCGGUCAAGUAGACGCGCGUCCAGCGUUAGCAGCAAAAAUCUUUAACUUGGAUGUAAAAGAACUGCGGAGAGAUCUACGGCAAAAGAAACGUUUCGGAAAACACCGAGCUUAUGUAGGUGUACGUGAGUUCCAAAAAAGAGGCGUACCACCGUUGCCGUUACUUGCACGGUUAGGUGCGGAAAAAAAGCCAAGGCCGGAAAAACGUCGAGAUAAGAUGGUAUGGACUGAAAUCCCUGCGGAAGAAAGGUCGCCAGAGCUUACGGCACGGGUUUUAAGGCCGCGGUGUCACGGAUCAUGUAGCGACAGAUCGAGAAGAUAUCCUUGUCAAGGGAAAGAUGGAAAGUGUACAAAAGGCUAUCCAAAAAACGUUAGAAAGGAAACAGAAGCAACGGAGACGGGCGAUCUUCGGUAUCAAAGAAAGACGCGAGGGAAAAAAUACAGAGUAAGAGGAAAAGAACGUACGACGCGCGGAGUAGUGUCCUCGUCGCUAUAUUUGUUACGGAACGAUGCGCGGCACCGGACGUUGGAAAUAUGUUCCGCAGUAAAGAGUGUUGACGACUUCGACAAGUACAUUCACAAAGGAUUUGCGUGUGCUGCACGUAAGGUGCAAACAAAAGACGGAACGAGACUACGUAAACGAGAUAAGGUAAACGCCGUCAUGGAUGCAAGCGAUGUUGGUACACCAGAAGCACGGUGGAGACUGAACGGACAUGAACGGUUUAUGAAGUCUCCGACAGUACGAAGACUGGCAGUUCCGUUGCCUACGCGUCAACGGAUAUAUUUUAAAGAGGGAACGGAAGAGCAAGCAGCACAAAGUGCGCAGAAAAGGGACACUACACUUACUGCAUGGUUUAACGUGACGCAAGAUGAUGAAAGAACGAGACCGUUUGUCGACGCAGAGCGUGCGUCACACAUGGUGUAUGAAAAGAAAGAAGCAAACGGGAAAAAGGAACAGAAAAGAUCUGUUCCAGAUUCGAUACAGUAA
Messenger RNA from Temnothorax curvispinosus, 1413 nucleotides. RefSeq lists its product as uncharacterized. The transcript has a single exon. Bases 1 to 1413 code for a protein of 470 amino acids. The record is from RefSeq and is a predicted model, not a curated record. NCBI's taxonomy places the organism in Eukaryota, Metazoa, Arthropoda, Insecta, Hymenoptera, Formicidae.